Messenger RNA from Limulus polyphemus (Atlantic horseshoe crab), 639 nucleotides. Its product is annotated as geranylgeranyl pyrophosphate synthase-like. Lineage: Eukaryota; Metazoa; Arthropoda; Merostomata; Xiphosura; Limulidae. The annotation marks the transcript as partial. The transcript is spliced from 5 exons. The record is from RefSeq and is a predicted model, not a curated record. Gene Ontology annotation, biological process: isoprenoid biosynthetic process. Gene Ontology annotation, molecular function: prenyltransferase activity.
AGGUUUUGUACCUAAGGAUGACAAGAUCUUGUCGAAACGUUGUACAUUUAUAAAGUUUUUUCAUUAUCCAGUCAAGCUGUCUCAAACUUUUAGAUGUCACUUUUGCAGACCAUCAUAUUGUUGGAAUACGUUAGUUAAAUUAGUAAUUUGCUUGGUUGAUUAAUUAUGCCAAACAGUAAAUGAAAUCGCCUAAAACGGAGUAAAAGUAAAAUAGACGGUUAUAUCAAAAAUUAUAAGGAAAAUACAUAUCAAAGAAUAGGUACUACAUAAUGUCUGUUAAUAACAUGAGGAAUAAAUUCCAGACCAUCAAUGAAGAUAAGAUUCUCUUGCAACCAUUCAACUACAUAUUACAAGUACCAGGAAAAAAUAUUCGAAGUAAACUUACGAAGGCUUUCAAUCACUGGCUGAAUGUUACACCUGAAAUGUGUCAAGUAAUAGGCGAGGUUGUUCAAAUGUUGCAUAAUGCUAGCUUGUUAAUUGAUGACAUAGAAGAUAAUUCCUGUCUAAGACGAGGGAUUCCAGUAGCUCACCACAUUUUUGGUGUUGCUAGCACUGUCAACACAGCUAACUAUGUAUAUUUCUUGGGGCUGGAGAAGUUGCUGAAAUUGGGAAAACCAGAGGCUACAGUUGUCUACACAG